Messenger RNA from Cottoperca gobio, 916 nucleotides. Its product is annotated as transmembrane protein 229B-like. The transcript is spliced from 2 exons. The record is from RefSeq and is a predicted model, not a curated record. The coding region runs from base 305 to 841 and encodes 178 amino acids. NCBI's taxonomy places the organism in Eukaryota, Metazoa, Chordata, Actinopteri, Perciformes, Bovichtidae.
CACAGUGAGAUCAAUACUUUAUACAUGCACACAGACAUUUGUUCCUCAGAUGGCCCAGGUUUGCUUCCUGGGUCUCUCCCUUGGUUCACGACCUCAGCCUAUGACAGAGGCAUCACUGUCUCACUCAGAUAACAUGGAUCCGCUUAAUGUUUAGCCCAAGAUACACACACACACACACACACACACACACACACACACACACACACACACACACACACACACAGACACGGACACGGACACGGACGCACAGACACUGUGAAGCAGAGGGAUUACAAAGGCGUAGAGACCCAUAUGCUACCCAGGGAUGGAGGCGAGAAAGCUAAAUGCGAGGAGAACACAGAGUUGUAAAGAACAAGGGCCUGGUGUUGAAGCUGAAGCUCAAGUAGCACCACAUGGGAGUGUCCCGAGUCGUUCUCUCUCUACUGUAGCUCGUCUCUAUGUGUACGCCCUGCAUGGCUGCCUCUGCGAGGUGUCCUUCACUGCUGUGUGGGACUGGUGCAGCACCCAGGACAGGAGGCUGGCCGGUCACAGCAGCCUGUGGUCGUUGCCUAUGUACGCCAUCGCAAUCUACCUCAUGGAGAUCCUGAGAGCCCGGCUGCUGGCUCAGCAUCUCCCACUGCCUGUGCGUCUGGCGGCCUACACCAUGUUCAUCUACCUAUGGGAGUUCAGCUGGGGGGUGGGGCUGAGGCUGCUGGGGGCCUGUCCCUGGGACUACUCAGGUUAUAGGUACAACCUGGGAGGACUGGUGACUCUGGAAUAUGCACUGCCCUGGACUGUGGCAGCAUUUAUAGCUGAGCAACAUGUGAUCAGGAACACCCUGAGGAUAAGACUGCACAACUGAACUGAUACCAAUCUGGUAUACUGAGCUUCCAAAAGCAGCUACAAAGCACGUAUUGACAUUGCUUCAGGAACAACA